This is a messenger RNA of Drosophila bipectinata, 224 nucleotides long. It is a transcript of the gene IBIN, whose product is annotated as Induced by Infection. The record is from RefSeq and is a predicted model, not a curated record. NCBI's taxonomy places the organism in Eukaryota, Metazoa, Arthropoda, Insecta, Diptera, Drosophilidae.
UUCCGCACACUCAAAAGUUAAACCUUCAAGAAGUAAGAUGCAGCUUCUCCCUCUGCUUGUGAUGCUAGCUUUGGUCAUCUGCGCCGCUUGCAAGAACCACGAGGAAUGGCCAGGACACCGACCAGGGGACUACGAGCCAAGGCCUUACUCAAGACCAUUUUAAUCAUAAAGGAAUCAUUCUGAAAACCUGUAAAAAAUUAAUAAAUUGCUGGGUUUUUGUGUAA